Xenia sp. Carnegie-2017 is the source of this 3722-nucleotide messenger RNA. RefSeq names its product claspin-like. The record is from RefSeq and is a predicted model, not a curated record. The transcript has 18 exons. The coding region runs from base 93 to 3536 and encodes 1147 amino acids. Gene Ontology annotation, biological process: mitotic G2 DNA damage checkpoint signaling; activation of protein kinase activity; mitotic DNA replication checkpoint signaling. Lineage: Eukaryota; Metazoa; Cnidaria; Anthozoa; Malacalcyonacea; Xeniidae. Gene Ontology annotation, molecular function: anaphase-promoting complex binding.
AAUGCUGCAUAAAAUUAUUAUUGGCGGAAAAUUGAAAACACUGAAAACACGAAGAAAGCGAAGAAAGAAGAAUCAGGAUUUAUAUUAAAAAAAUGUCGGUUUCAGACUUGAUCAACAAUGAGCUUUUUACGUCAGAAAAUGAUUUAUACGAUGCAGAAUUUGAGAGCGAUGGAGAUUCGAAACCUGAAAACAUUAGAGACGAAGGAAGUUUAGUGGAUGAUCAUGAAAAUAGCAGUAGUAAUGAAGACGUCGAGGAAAGUAUAUCUGCUAUCAAACAGAGAGCUAAAACAAAAACUAAGACAAUAUUACGUACAAGUGUUAACAAAGAUGUGAGAAAACACAAGAUGAAGAAAAAUGACAUCACAACACUCUAUAGUGAAAGUGCAAAAUUGCUUAGAGAAUCACGUGUUAAACUACCAUAUCAUCAACCUGAGUAUAAAGACAUUUUCAGGCUCCUUAAUAAGGUUGACAUGAGUGAUGGUACUGGGAAUAAAUCUGCUUUAACUGCUCGAUGUAAUUACAAUGUGAGGAAAGUUAUGGAUGCUGCGAAGAAACUACAAGGGAAAAGGCAGGAAAGCAUUGCUGUCAUUGCACCGAUGAAAAAUAUCAAAUCAAAUGCUCAACCAAGGUUGUCAAUGGAUAAGGAUGUCAUUUUCUUUGAUGAUUCAACAAAUUUCAAAGCUGGUGGGAUGGAUCAUUUAAUGGAAAGAUUUAUUAAACAUAAUAAAAACAAGACUAAAGCUGCUAAAAUCUUCAAAGUUCACAAUGCUGAGCUGGAAUUGGUUGGUCAUAGAUCUGCAGUAGAGAAAUCAUCUAAUGAUGAGAAAAGGAACGAAGUUCCACAUGUAAUAAUGGAAUCAGGUGAUAAAUUGCAUAGUUUAAAAGGAAGACUUCUUGAAAGAAUGAAACUCCAAAGAGCCGAAGUUCGAAAGGUCCAUGAAACACAAAAGAAACUGGACAAUGAAGAGGUCAGUGAUGAUGAAGAAGAAGAAGAAGACUUUGAUGACUAUGAUGGUGAUGAUGGUGAUGAUGAUGAUGAUGGUGAUGGUGAUAGUGAUGGUGAUGAUGAUGGUGAUGAUGAUGGUGAUGGUGAUGGUGAUGGUGAUGAUGAUGGUGAUGGAGAUGGUGAUGAUGAAGAAAGUGAUCCUGAGAUGGAACAAUGGAAUGACGAUGAUGACAGAAUCCAAGAAGAGAAUGGGGCCGACAAUAAUGAAAAAUCAAAUGGCAUCGUUUCUAAAAGAAAUAGCGAUGACGAAGCCUUUAAUAAAGUUAGCUUUUCCACAUCAAAAAUUCCUCCUGACGAUCAAACAAUGGAUCUGUUUCCAUCUGACAACUCAAACCAGAUGAUAAAUCGAAAUUUUGAUGAAGAAAGUCAAUUGAAUGAUGGUGAUAGUGUUUGCUCUGAGGAGAGCAUCAAACUAAGACUAGAGACUGCUGAUGAUACACAAGAUGGGAACAUCGAAGAUCAAUCCUUAAGUUACACGAAAAUAAAUAUGCCUUCAAUGGAGAGGUCAAAUAUGAUCAACGAGGCAAAAACUGACGAUAAUGAUGUACUUACUCCAUUUUCAAGAAUACAAAGAUUACUGAGCAUGGAAUCAUCGUUCAGUAAUGAAAAAUCGCAAUUCAACAAACCCAUCUCUGAGCUUUCAUUACCUAUUGAAGAUUCACAGGAUCUUUACGAUAAAGAGGACGAUAUUAAACCAAAUACCUUUAGAGAUUUAAAUUUUACAUUGGACGAAGAUACGCAGUUUACUCAGUUUGUUGAUAGUCAAGGGUACUUGUUAAGUUCAACUAAAAAGAAAAAGAAAAAAGAUUUAAUAACAUAUGGCAAAAAACCCUCCAACAAUAUGAUUGAGUUACUUGGACUGUGUAAGGGAGCUUCAGAAGAAAACGGAUGUAAAAAGAAUGGAAAGAAUGAUCCAAACGAGGCUCAUAGUUCCUCUAACGGCGAAUCUCAAUAUAGCAUGCACGAACUUCUCGGCUUGUGUUCUGGUAAAUUUACCAACGAAAGCAAUGAAAAUGGGAUAGAAUCAGAAAUGGAUUGUCAACAUGUUAACGAACUUUCGCGUUUAUCUUCGGGGUCUUUUCUUGAUACCUCCGAAAGAAAACAUUCAUUAUCGCUCGAUGAUGAACGGUCAAAGGGUUGUGAAGGGAAGGAAAAAUUGUUAGUGGAUGAUUCUGAACAGUUUGAAAGAACGAAAGAUAUUUAUACUUUUUCAAGAUCAUCGAACUCUGGUGAUCUUUUUGAAUCGAAUGUUAGUGUUCAAAGAGACUCUACUCUAAUAGAAAAACGAGAGAUUAUUGAUCCAGUCCGCGAAUGUUCUGGACAAGACAAUAAGGAAUCCGUGGGGAAUCUAAGGAAUGGUGGUACUAUUGCACUGAAUGAUGGGAGCAAGAAGGGAAGACGAGGAUUAUUUGAGUUGUUUAAUAAGGUCGACGAUUCCAUGGAAACGGACGAUGUUCUUGCUCUUUGCUCGGGACAAUUUCCUAAAACGCAAAGUAUUGAAGAGACCGAAGAAGCAAAGGAUGAUUAUAAUGUUGAAGACGACCAUAUAGAUAGUGAUUCCCAAGGCACUUGCUCAGAGAAAGAUGUGUUUAGUAGUGAGGAAGAUGGUGAAAGUAACGAAACUGUAGAAAUUAGAAAAUCCGGAAAGGGUCGCAAGAAAGUGCAUUCAAUUUUUAACAAAGAUAAUUUCGUCGAGGAAGAAGCAGAACUUUCCGGAAGUGAAGUAAGUUCUGAUGAAGAUGAGGGAUCUGAAGAUGAUCAACUUGAAGAAGAUUCGGAUGUCGAAGAUCUUCCGUCCGAUGAAGAACUACAAAGACAAGUUAAUAAAGUUCACAUGAAAACCAUGAUUGACGACGACAAACGCGAGAUUCGCGAACUGCAAGAACUUUAUCUUGAAGAUGGUGAUCUCUACUCAGAGAACGGAGGACGAGCGAGGAACUUUAGGUGGCGGGGACUUGACGAUUCACAACGGGAUAUUUUUGAUAAUAAACUUCUCUGGGGAGAUGAAGAAAUUGUUGACAACGAGAUUUUAUCGCAAGCUGAACUAGAGCGAAGAAAAAUGAAACACGAACGAGAAUUGUUCCUGCAAGAGCAAUUGAAAAGAGAGGGUGAUUCACAAACGUCCAAUGUUGAUGAAAAUAGUCAAACAAUUUUGAAUCUUAUCAAGGACACAAGUCAAGUUGUUGAAGAAAAAAAACCAGUUGAACCUACAGUUAUACCUGUGAAAUGCCAGGAUUCAACAUCUAAGAAAUCAUCUCAGAAGCGUGGUUCGUUCUUGAAUCGUGACAAAAAACAAAUGUCUCGUUUGUCGAACAUUACGGGCUUGAAAAAAACGCCAAAUUCGACCUUUGGCUUUGUAUUUCAUACAGUAUCUCCAAGCAACAAAGCCAAAGAUGGCAACAAGAUAGAGCAGAAACUUCAUCGGUCUUCACACAUGUCUGAGCCACCAAAUGCCAAGCGGCCUCGGCUGGACAGAGCUUUAAGUAGCCAUUUAGUUACAGGAAGCCUGUUUGCAGCAAUGCCUGUGUGAAACUACAAGUGUGCACGAUAAUGUUUCCUGUGUUGAUGAUGCUUUUGUCCAUUUAAUGAUGUCAAUAUCUGCUCAGCAUGGAUUGAACAUCAAAACAUCAAACCAGCUUGUUGAAUUGCUAAUGAUAUUUAUAUAUCAAUUUUAUCUUUGAGAUGUUCCUUGAUUAGAUUUUUCAUUUUUAGUAAA